Molecule: messenger RNA, 2666 nt
Organism: Hevea brasiliensis (rubber tree)
Lineage: Eukaryota; Viridiplantae; Streptophyta; Magnoliopsida; Malpighiales; Euphorbiaceae
Product: L-aspartate oxidase 2-a, chloroplastic
Exons: 8
Coding region: 367-2313 (648 amino acids)
Biological process (GO): NAD+ biosynthetic process
Molecular function (GO): L-aspartate oxidase activity
Source: RefSeq, a predicted model, not a curated record
AGGAAGGGAAACGCAAGGAAAAAAAAAAAAAAAAAAGAAAAGAAAGAGCGGGGCGGCGCGUAUACGGACAACUGAAAAGGGAGCAUGGCGCGAAUUUCGACGCUGGUUCUGGACUAACAAUUCUCAAAUAAAACAAGAGUGGCUCUGGCGCUUCGGAGGCAUAUGAUUCUCAAUCUCUAUACGCCUCUCCUUCUUGUUAUUGUAAUAAUAUUUAAUUUCCAACGCAAAUAUUCUCAGAAUCUAAUUUCUUUGGGCUGGUCUACUGAUGCUCUUUUAGAUUUCGUCGACAGCAAUACCCAGAUUCUGAUUUUACUGGGGGACUGUUGUCAACUUGUCAUUUGAGAAGAACAAUCUCUAGGAACUAACAUGACAAGUAUAGCUGCCUUCAGUGCCAACCUGCACUACAGGUUAAACAAAUGCAGGGUACACAGUUGCACACAACCCGCCCAGGUGUCUGGUGCGGCAUUCAAUGGAGGCUUGCAGAAAGAACUUUCAUGGUCAUAUGGAGUAUCCAAGAUGUUGCAAAUUCAAAGAUUUAACAUUUACCGGUCUACCAUUGGUGAAUACUGGAAAUCUUUUGGAACGAUAACAGUUAGUGUAUCAUCUUGCCUAAGAGAUGGUUCCACCAAGUAUUUUGAUUUUGUCGUUAUUGGAAGUGGAGUUGCUGGACUUCGCUAUGCUCUUGAAGUUGCAAAACAUGGAACUGUUGCUGUGAUAACCAAGGCUGAGCCUCAUGAGAGCAAUACAAACUAUGCCCAAGGUGGCGUUAGUGCUGUGUUGUGUCCUUUGGACUCUGUGGAGAGUCACAUGCAGGAUACCAUUGUAGCAGGGGCUUAUCUAUGCGAUGAGGAAACUGUUAGAGUUGUUUGUACUGAAGGACCUGACAGAAUCAGGGAAUUGAUAGCUAUGGGUGCAAUGUUUGAUCAUGGUGAGGACGGAAACCUGCACCUAGCAAGGGAAGGGGGUCACUCUCACCAUAGAAUUGUUCAUGCUGCCGAUAUGACUGGGAGGGAGAUUGAGCGAGCGCUGCUGGAGGCAGUUGUUAAUGAUCCUAGUAUAUCCAUGUUUGAACACCACUUUGCAAUAGAUUUACUGACUUCUCAGGAUGGUCCUGACACAGUUUGCCAUGGCGUUGACACAAUGAAUACUGAAACACAAGAGGUUAUUCGUUUCAUUUCAAAGGUGACUUUACUUGCAUCAGGUGGGGCUGGGCAUAUCUAUCCAUCUACCACAAAUCCUCCGGUGGCCACUGGAGAUGGCAUUGCAAUGGCUCACAGAGCUCAAGCUGUGGUGUCAAACAUGGAAUUUGUGCAGUUCCAUCCAACUGCCUUAGCUGAUGAAGGCCUUCCUGUCAAACCAAACAAAGCUCGAGAAAAUGCAUUUCUUAUCACUGAAGCCGUCAGGGGUGAUGGGGGUAUCCUCUAUAAUUUAAGCAUGGAAAGGUUUAUGCCCAUGUAUGAUGAGAGGGUUGAGUUAGCUCCUAGGGAUGUGGUGGCAAGAAGUAUAGAUGACCAGCUUAAAAAGCGUAAUGAGAAGUAUGUGCUACUUGAUAUAAGCCACAAGCCCAGAGAAAAAAUACUCUCCCACUUUCCCAACAUAGCUACUGAGUGUCUUCAGUAUGGCCUGGAUAUAACUCAUCAGCCAAUUCCAGUGGUUCCUGCUGCACAUUACAUGUGUGGUGGAGUCCGUGCUGGGCUUCAGGGGGAGACAAAUGUGCGGGGCCUCUAUGUAGCAGGUGAGGUUGCAUGCACUGGUUUGCAUGGAGCAAACAGACUUGCUAGUAAUUCAUUGCUUGAAGCACUGGUUUUUGCAAGAAGAGCUGUCCAGCCUUCAAUUGAUCACAUGAAGUGCUCUGGGCUUGAUCUCAGUGCUUCAAGUUGUUGGGCACGACCAGUUGUGCCCAAUUCACUUGGAAGUGAUGUAAUAGACAACAUAUUGAAGACAACAGUGAAAGUAAGGAAAGAACUGCAAUCAAUCAUGUGGAAAUAUGUGGGAAUUGUUCGCUCAACAACUAGACUAGAAACUGCUGUGGGAAAAAUCAGUGAACUGGAGUCUCAGUGGGAAGAGCACUUAUUUGAGCAAGGAUGGGAGCAAACAAUGGUAGGGCUUGAGGCUUGUGAAAUGAGGAAUCUCUUUUGUUGUGCAAAGCUGGUGGCGAGCAGUGCCCUGGCUAGGCAUGAAAGCCGCGGUCUUCACUAUACAAUUGAUUUCCCGCAUGUGGAGGAAAGUAAGAGGUUGCCAACAAUUAUUUUCCCUUCUCCCAUAAAUAGGACAUGGAGUUCAAGACAGCUGCACAAGCUGGCUAUCUGUUAGCAAGUGCAGGGCCUGUGUCUGUUUUCUUCCAGCUAAAACAUUAUUUUUUGGAUAUAUCAUUCAUUGUUUAAAUGAAGAUUUAUAGUGAAUCCUCUGGAAAGAAAGGGGAUGUGCCUUUCUUUGUUUACUUGAAAAUUUCUUUGUUUCCUUUUAUGGACUUGUUAAGAGAGCCUAACAAUAAUGUCCUUGGUGAUUGGAUUGCUAUAAGUAGGAUGAGUUAUGAAUAUUUGAAAAAUUGAAUUUGAUAAGUCAAGAAAUGCUAUAAAACAUGCUGUGGCCUGUAUUAGGAGAAAUUUUUAUAAUUUCUCCUGUAUUAGAACACAUAUUAUGAAUUUCUCAUCAAUUUUGCUCAA